Suillus subalutaceus is the source of this 1013-nucleotide messenger RNA. RefSeq lists its product as uncharacterized. The transcript has 2 exons. Lineage: Eukaryota; Fungi; Basidiomycota; Agaricomycetes; Boletales; Suillaceae. The record is from RefSeq and is a predicted model, not a curated record. The coding region runs from base 423 to 761 and encodes 112 amino acids.
CGCUAUGUCGUUGUACUUUCUCCUCAAGAGUAACUUUGCAUAAACAAAGGAGCAGUCCAUUUUGGUCAUUAGCUUAUCGUCCGCCACGUUUUGGAUGGCAUGGAUGACAAGGUUGGCCAGUUCUUAUUCUGGACAGGGAAUCGAAUGUUGUAUGUAUGACAAGGGUCCCGGCCAGGCCACAGGAGUUUUGACAGACCCUUGUACAUACAUCAUGCACAUACUUAACCUGCCGCAAACAGAAACGCUCAUAUAGCUGGGGAUAUCUCAAGUCCAUAUCCCAAGCGUCCCCAAGUCUUCUUUGUGAAGGCUCUGUUUAUUACUGAGAGAACCGUCUCUCCAAGUCUUUCUUUUCAUAUCUUUCGACUCUAUUGCUGUAUUAUUUGCCUUUGUGUCAAUUUCCAUAUACUUCACCGCUGCCCAUCAUGAAUCGCGGAACAGUCGCCAUCGCUGUCGUGCAACACCAAGUUAUGAUCAUACAGAUCGUACAGAGUACUGCCUCUGGUCACUCUCACCAUCGUCGUGAUCGAUGGUUAGAUGUGUACACUUAUACGCCUUUUGGCGACCACUUGUUCCUGGCUUCGUCCGUCCCUCAGGCGCGCAUCGCCGCCUCAGACCUUCUUACCGUCUUCCCGUUUCGCACCACCACCACGGACAUGAUUGAAUUGCCUGCACAGGCAUAUCAGGAAUUCCUGCAGCUCCAAGCCAAACAUCAGAAGAAACAGGAGAAUUUAUGGCGUGCCUGGAAAGCCAAGUUGCGCUAAAUGUGGUUCGUUCUACGAAGGAAGUCGAUUUAUUUUGCAUGCUGUGGGCUGAGGAAGACUUGACGGAAUUACUUGUAUUUUUAACACUUUACCAUUUUCUCCCGGAGUGUAGCUGGAACUAGAUACCACCCCACGUUGUGAUACACACUGUAGCCUUAGUACUUGAAUUCGAAGUUGUAGUUUGGUAGAAUUUUAACACAUCUCGUCCAUUCGGCGGUAUACAACAGAUUAUUAACCCGAUAUUUAUAGUGG